Molecule: messenger RNA, 2022 nt
Organism: Drosophila elegans
Lineage: Eukaryota; Metazoa; Arthropoda; Insecta; Diptera; Drosophilidae
Product: zinc finger protein 84
Exons: 2
Coding region: 84-1286 (400 amino acids)
Biological process (GO): regulation of transcription by RNA polymerase II
Cellular component (GO): nucleus
Molecular function (GO): RNA polymerase II cis-regulatory region sequence-specific DNA binding; DNA-binding transcription factor activity, RNA polymerase II-specific
Source: RefSeq, a predicted model, not a curated record
AGCUACCAUUUUGGCCUUGCCCAACACUGGCCAGUCGGUCACAUUUUGUUUUGAAACGAAUUUUUGUAGAAAUUAUUUCCAAAAUGCCACCGGGAACGCAAAUUGCCAGCGAUAGCGAUAUGGAAACCGUUCUGGAGGAGUUCAAGCAGCGCCACGAGCGUCGCAAUAGCGGCGGUUCGGCCAAGUACACCUGCAGUGUGCCAAAAUGCGAUGCCACCUUCAAGCGACUGGACCAAUUGGACCGCCAUGAAUAUCAUCAUACGGGGAUUAAGAAGCACGCCUGUUCGUACGAGGGCUGCGACAAAACGUACUCCAUAGUGACACACUUGAAGCGCCACCUGAGGAGCACCCACGAGCGACCGGAGGCGGCGGCCAAGAAAACAGUGAAAUGUUCGCUCGCGGAAUGCAGCAAGAUGUUCAUUUCGGUCAGCAAUAUGACGCGUCACAUGCGCGAAACGCACGAGAGUCCACGCGUCUAUCCGUGCUCGCAUUGCAGCGCCAAGUUCUCGCAGAAACUCAAGCUGAAGCGGCACGAGAUCAGGGAGCACACACAGGAGUAUCCGUUUAGCUGUGCCAAGUGCUCGCGGGGAUUCUACCAGGAGUGGCAGUGCCAGAGCCACGAGGCCAGCUGCAAGCAGUACGAGUGCCCCGGCUGCCCCCAGAAGUUCGAGAAGUGGUCACUGUACACAAAGCACUGUCGCGACACUUUGCACGGCCGGCAGCGCCACAAAUGCGAGCGCUGCGAAUGCGCCUAUGACAAGCCCAGCGACCUGAAACGCCACAUCGAGACCAAGCACAAGGAGGCGGAGGCGGAGAAGGAGAGCUCCUCAAGCUCCGCGUUCACCUGCACAGAGGAGGGUUGCGGCAAGAGCUACUCGUAUCUGAGGAAUCUCCGCCAGCACAUGCUCACCGCCCAUUCGGGCAGGCGUUUCGAGUGCCAGGCCGUGGACUGCGGACGCUGCUUUAGCAGUGCCCAGAACUUGUCCAAACAUCUGCUCAGAGAUCACAAGGAUGGCAAGACCCAGAAGAAGACGGAGAAGAAGCAGCCGGAGGUCAAGGAACGGCUCAAGUCCAAUCCCCGCAAGCGACGUCGCGAUGCCGGGCGCAGUAAACAUUCCCGCCUGUCCAAGCUCGUCUGCCUGCAACUGGACAAGGAUGACGAGGAGGCGGUGCGCGAACGCCAGCCGUUGGCCCUGGAGAAGGUCACCCAAUCGCUGAAAGAGGAUCCCAUCGAGGAGCUGCUGGCUCAGACCCUGCACGAUGAAGAGGAAGUGGAGCAAGAGUAAGGCAAGCUUCAUAAUAAGGGAAAAGCGAAGGAAGGUUAAAUCGAAAUCAAUGAGGGAAACACUGAAAAAUAGAAUAAUAGAAAGGGGAAAAAUGCUUAUUAUAUCCAACCGAAAUGAAUCUUUCAGUCUGGAUAUAUAUGCAUAGGAUAUCAAACACUUGCGGCCAAAAAAGAACUCAAGCUUUCAUCUCUUGCGACCAGAAUGUUUUUCUGUUUAAGUAAAUGAAAACUCUUCAGGAAGUGAACUUUUUCACAGAAGCAAUUGUUAAAUAAAUCUACAGCAAAACUUAAAAAUUGCAAGAAAACAAAUUAAGAGCCCUCCUUCCUUAUUUCAAUCUUAGUUCAUGAUUGUGUAGAAAAAACUUUCUUUUUUUCCGCCAGGAGCGGAAAUGCUAAUCUCCAAAAUACUCUUCUAAAUUGUAAGUUUUAUAAGAAUCCCAUUCCCUGACUACCCUAUUAUUUAUAAACCUACAAACAUCUUAGAAAACCUAAAAGCUUUUUUUUUUUGGCAAACAUAAAUUGAAAUUAAGGCUAAAAUCCCAACUACCAGUUGCCAAAUCUUAAAAACACAUUAAUUGAAUAUGUGUAAUAAUUUCCAAUGAUUAAAAAGCUAAGAAAGUUUAAUUAGAAAUACCAAAAUUAAUUAGUUUUUCUGUGUAGUAAGUAAACCUAAAUGAAUUUAAAGUUCUUUGCAAGACCUUGAAGUAUUCAAGACAAAAAUAAAUUAAUUACCCAAU